AUGGAGGAUUAUUCGAAAGCACUUGAAUUUUACGCAAAAGCGCAUGAACUAAAAGGAAAAAUUCUGCCUUCAAAUCAUCCAGAUUUGGCUAUUUCCUACAACAACAUCGGUGGAGUGUAUGAUAGCAUGGGUAACUAUUCGAAAGCACUUCAUUUUUUCGAAAAAGCAUAUAAAAUAAGAGAAAAAGCUCUGCCUCCAACUCAUCCUGAUUUGGCUCAAUCCUACAGUAACAUUGGUCUAGUGUAUAAUGACAUGGGUGACUACUCAAAAGCACUUGAGUUUCUUGAAAAAUCACUUGAAAUAAGAAAAAAAGCUCUUACUCCGGAUCAUCCUGAUUUGGCUACGUCCUACAAUAACAUGGGUCUAGCUUGUGACAACAUGGCAAAAAAUAUUUCGCCUCCAAGUCAUCCUGACUUGGGUUCUCCAUAUCAAUGGCUCGAUCAAAAAAUGCUACCUGAUCGACAUCCGAAUUUCGCUAUAACAUAUAGUCAUAUUGGUGAUGUUUAUCGAUUAAUGGGAGAAUAUGAAAAGGCAUUUUCAUGUCAUCGAAAAGCAUUAAAUAUUCAAGAAACUGUUCAGUGUAAUCCUCUGGAACGUGCAACGAUAUAUACAAAUCUAGGUGAAACGUAUGGGGAAAUGAAUGAUUAUACAAUGGCAUUGAUGUAUUUUCAAAAAGGAUUAGAAAUUCGUGAAAAGAAACAACCAAAAAAUCAUCCUGAUUUAGCUUUAAUCUAUCAUAGUUUAGCGAAAUUAUAUUUGGCUACUGAAGAAUAUAGUAUGGCAAUGAAAAAUGUCCAACAAGCGAUAGAAAUUGCUCAAGAAAAAUUGCCUUCAAAUCAUCCUCAUCUUUUGAACUAUAAAGAAACAUUUGAAACAAUUCGAAAGAAGUUGUAA
Messenger RNA from Rotaria sp. Silwood1, 894 nucleotides. Lineage: Eukaryota; Metazoa; Rotifera; Eurotatoria; Philodinida; Philodinidae. The record is from the annotation of a GenBank genome assembly.